Molecule: messenger RNA, 1667 nt
Organism: Danio aesculapii
Lineage: Eukaryota; Metazoa; Chordata; Actinopteri; Cypriniformes; Danionidae
Gene: samd1a
Product: sterile alpha motif domain containing 1a
Exons: 7
Coding region: 127-1260 (377 amino acids)
Molecular function (GO): protein binding; DNA binding
Source: RefSeq, a predicted model, not a curated record
GUACAGUAUGUUUCCGUUUUUUCUCCAGCGCGCUCGCGCCGCGGCUCGAAAGACUGCGAGCGUCACGUCGGAGGCAACACUGACGCACUUCAUCCACUCCAGCGAGCCCGAAGCCCGGCAGGAAUAAUGUCUGAGCCGUACCGCGAAUGGAUCCUGGGCUCCAUAGACUCGCUGAGGUCGAGGAAAGCGCGCCCGGACCUGGACAGGAUCUGCAGAAUGGUGAAAAGACGACACGGCUCGGACUGGGACCGAACCCGGUCAGAGCUGGAGAAACUGAUAGAGGAGCAAGCGGUGCUCAAAGUCAACUAUAAAGGCUCGGUUUCCUAUCGCAACGCGGCCAAGGUGCUGAGAGGCAGGAGGAGAACCGAGCAGAGCAAGUGUGCGGGCAAACAGCCUUCUCUCGCGGACUGGAGCGCCGGCGACAGCGCGCAGGGUCCCGUGGAUGAGGAUCACAUGGAGGACAUGGAAGACGAGAUGUCCACGACUGCAGGAAUGGACAGCAGUAUGGACGAGGAGGGGGACGAGAGCAGUCUGGAUGCCAUGUGCGCUCAGAGCACAGCUGACUCGGGCAUCAGCAUGAGCCCCAUCACCAGCAGUAACACCAGUCUGCCGGUGCCCUCACCCACGUCCUCCAAGAACUCUCCUACUCAUGAUGCUCUGCGGCAGGAGGCCGACAGCGCUUACACUCUGCCUGAGCACAUGCAGCCCGCAGGCCAGCAGGACACAGGCUGUGUGGUGUUGGUGCAGCAGCCGCAGGCCAUCUGUCUCCCGGUUCUGAAAGUGGAGGAUGGGCCGCGGGCGGAGGAGAGCACACUCACCCAUGAUGAGCCGAUGUCAGAGCGCACCAUCACGCCGGAUGAGGCGGUGAAGUCAGAUGGAGGCUCUCAUGCCAUCUCUGAUCACACUGAGGAGGGUGAAAUUUGCUAUAAAGAUCCGAAGAGCAUGACCGAGGAGGAAACCAUAAACAGUGGAGAGAUGAAUAAUGGAAAUGAUGUGGUGAAAGAAGAGAUCAGCCAGGACCCUCUUUUGUGGAGCGUGGCUGAUGUGGCCAGAUACUUCACGUCUGUGGGUUUCCCUGAGCAGGCGCUGGCUUUCAGGACACAGGAAAUAGAUGGCAAGUCUUUACUGCUGAUGCAGCGCAGCGAUGUUUUGACUGGUCUGUCGAUCAGACUCGGCCCCGCACUCAAAAUCUACGAGAACCAUGUGAAAGUACUGCAGAGAAGCCACUUUCAGGAGGACGGGCGUCUCUUCUCCUCCUAGUGCUCGCUCUCCGUGAAAACAGACUCAAUCCUCACAGCAGAGGAGUUUAACUCUUUCAGACUCUAUUUGCACAAUCCUCCUCAUCUGACUUGCUCUUCUUCCUGAUGAGGACGUGUUUCAGCCCUACAGUCUCGCUGUGUCCAUCUGUCCAUCCCUCACAGGGCUGAUGGGACCAUUCGUGUGUAUAGAAGUGUUAUUUUAUUUUUAUUUUUUUAGUGGUGGAGCUUUUCAUUCGCCAGUGUUUUUUCCUUCUGUUUUUUUCUUCUUCUGUCGUCGGAUAUAAUUUUCAAGUGUCGCAAUAUUAUAUAAACUUGUUCGUGUCCGAUUAAAUGUUCCGCAAUGUUUUACUGCAGUCUUAAAAUGGACGUGCAAUGUUAGGAAAUAAAUUCCAGUUUCAGAAACUGUAA